Molecule: messenger RNA, 1459 nt
Organism: Zea mays
Lineage: Eukaryota; Viridiplantae; Streptophyta; Magnoliopsida; Poales; Poaceae
Product: salt tolerance receptor-like cytoplasmic kinase 1
Exons: 1
Coding region: 177-1232 (351 amino acids)
Biological process (GO): protein phosphorylation
Cellular component (GO): plasma membrane
Molecular function (GO): ATP binding; protein kinase activity
Source: RefSeq, a predicted model, not a curated record
GGCACUGCUGUUCUUCCAUCUGCCGCCUCCUCUGUCCACCCUGUCCCCAGCUUAUCCAGGAAGGCACAGCCAGGAACGCAUCGUCACUCACCAGCAACACAGCGAUUAAAGGAGCGAGCAGAGGACUUGUUCUCUACCAGCCGCGGCCACUCCUCCCACAGCUCGCGGGCCUCGAGAUGUUCAGGGGCUGCGGCCUGUUCGUCUGCGCCCGCCGGGGGCGCGGCGACCUCAGGAAGCGUGGCGAGCUAGGCGGCGCGAGCUCGCGGGUAGCGCCGGCCGAGCCGGUGUGCGUGGACGAGUCAGAGGACAGCGGCGCCGCGCGGCAGCUGGCGUGGGCGGAGGUGGAGGCCGCCACGGGUGGCUUCUCGUCCAAGGUGGUCGGCCGCGGCGGGUUCAGCACGGUGUACCUCGCCUCGCUCUCCUCCUCCUCCUCGCGGCUCGGCGCCGUCAAGGUGCACUGCAGCAGCGAGCGCCUGCACCGCGCGUUCCGCCGGGAGCUCGACGUGCUCCUCUCCCUCCGCCACCCGCACAUCGUCCGCCUCCUCGGAUACUGCGACGAGCGGGACGAGGGCGCGCUGGUGUUCGAGUACGCGCCCAACGGCGACCUCCACGAGAGGCUCCACGGGGGCGCGGCCGGCGUCCAGGUCCUCCCCUGGGCGCGUCGCGUGGCGGUCGCGUUCCAGGUGGCCACGGCGCUGGAGUACCUCCACGAGGGCCGCGACCCGGCCGUCAUCCACGGGGACGUCAAGGCCUCCAACGUCCUCCUCGACGCCAGCAUGGACGCCAGGCUCUGCGACUUCGGCUUCGCCCACGUCGGCGUCGCGGCCACGAUGGGCGGCCGGCCCUCGGAUCGCGCCGUCAUGGGAUCCCCGGGCUACGUCGACCCUCACCUCCUCCGCUCCGGAGUGCCCACCAAGAAGAGCGACGUGUACAGCUUCGGCGUGCUGCUGCUCGAGCUCUUGACGGGCAAGGAGGCCGUCUGCCGCGAGACAGGGCACCGGCUCACGGCCGCGGUGAGGCCCAAGCUCAGCGACGGUCAAUUGCCGGACGUCCUGGACCCGAGGCUGCGAGGAGACUGCGACGUCUCUGAGGCGGCAGCCGUGGCGGAGCUCGCCAUGCAGUGCGUGAGUGAUAGCCCCGGGCUCCGACCGUCCAUCGCCGACGUGGUGCGCGUGCUCCAGGAGAAGACCUCCGCCGAUGGAUCGAGAUUGGGCCGCAAGAUGUUGUCCUAAGAUAGAUGAACGGCGCAGAUUGUAAAUAUCUCCUUGAUGGCGCUAGAAUUAUGUUGAGGGUAGCUAGCAGAAGAAUUGGUGCAGUGAGAGCAGGGGCGUCCAUGGGCCUGUGCAGGCUGGGCGACCGCACAGGGCCCCCAAAGUUGAAGGGCCCCCAAGUUAAUCUAAAAUAUAUGUAUAUAUCUAUAGACAUUCAGCAGCUUCUAAUUUUCUAGGUCAUCAGUUUA